GGAAACCGACACUUUCAAACUAGACUGGCGUUGCAACACUUAUUUUUUUUACGGAUUUUGGCAUUCUGUCCGAAAUCACGCUGGUUUAAAGUUUAUGCUUUUGAACUAAAACUAAAGAUCUUUUAAAAUACCUUCUGAAACACAAAAUACACUUGUCUUCUCCAAGAGAGCCUGCUUUAAGAUUGAGAAAGAAAAUGUGCUUAAAGCCUCUCUAGUAUUGUUCUUUGUUUUUUGAGAAGAGGAAAGUCCUGUUUCAGUUUUCCUCAAAGCAAAACAAAGGAGUUACUCUCUCAUGGCUAAUACCACAACAACUCAAGCCUCAUACAUCACAGUGGAUCCACAGGCUGAUGAAUGCCGUGAAAAUUUUCCACCGAGGGAUCUUAAAGCUGUUGACUCAUCAAAGCUGGAAAACGCUGAGAAUUUUACCUUCCAGUUGGAGGAAGAUGGUGCGAAUGCUUUUGUCUCUUCCACUCCUGCUUUGAAGAAUAAAACCAGUGAUUUCCAGGUAAAGUCUUUGGUACCAGGUGUUCAGUCUGCUCUAACCCCAGUCUUAAAUCACCUAAAUAUCUGGAAUAAAAGUGCAUCUCCAGAGCCUUUUAAACUUCGAAACAGUCCUAAUCCUGCUGUUCCUUCAAGUUUUCAUGCUGCAAACUGUCAAAAAUCAACCAGAGACUCAAGGACACAAAAGAAUGGCGGGGAUUUUUCUAUGAUCAAUGAUGAAUGCUUGCCAGAAGUUACUCUGGCCGAUCUUACCUCAGAUUCCGUUAUGCACCUAACAAUGAAUGAUUCAGUCUUCCCUGAAAGACAACCUGCAUCUCCUCAGCUUUAUAGCAAAAAGACAAACACUUCAGAUCAUAAAAAUAGCUUUUGUGCAAAGGUGGAUGAAUCUUUUCAUAGGGAUCUUUCAUUCCGAGGGAUUUUUAAUGACUAUUUACAAGACAUUAGUCUCCUUGAAGUUACUCGGGUCUCUCCAGUCGGACACAUGUCCUUCAUGGACAUGGAAGAUGGCAGAGCUACGUCUGAUCAUAGUGAUCAAAUUAUGGAAGAGAAAUCAGACACAAUCACAACUGAGGAACUCUCCUGCACGAGUGGAAACUCUGCCCAUAGUUUAAAGCAAAACUCAAUUAAGGCAGCCUUGGAGGUAACUCAGGAUGUUACUUUGGAAAACAGCAAGUCUUCAUCUGAGUCCGGUGGACAAAAGGUGGAGAAAUCUCAAAAUCCAGGCGAUGGCACUCAAGUUAUUAAUAUUACUCGUGAUCUCUGCUCCUCUUGUGAUGCCUCUAACAGUGUUGACAUCUCUUCCUCUGGCAUACAAAAAUCAACCCAUGAGGUUUGCCUUGAACCCAGAGGAAACCCUGAUUGCAUAGAGGCUGAGAUAGUCACAAAGGAGAGCCCAGAAUCAGAGACCGGUGAACAAAAACUAGAGAUAUAUCAGAGUUCAGACACACUCUGUAUUCAAGCUAUUAAUAUUACUCAAGAAAAACCCCCCGGCUGUGACACAUCUGUACAGACUGCACACUUGUCUUCUGACAUGGACAAAUUCCUCCCGGAGUUGGAAUCUGAACCCAAAGAAAAACUUGAAGAGCUGUCAACCUGCUGUGACACCGAGUCAACCAACAAGGAGUCACAACAAACCCUGAAACCAGAUGUGUCUGCAAACGGUACAUUUGCAGUUGAGCGGCCCUCUAUGCAAACCAUUUCCAUCGUCAAUAACAAGACUCUAGAUUUUCCACCAACCAACAUAAGCAAGGCAAAAGAUGUCGAGGAAAGCGGAGAUCAGCAAACUUCUGUCGACUCUAAAACUGGAGCUUCCUUUGUUGUACAUCAGAGCAGCUCAGAUGAAAAGGAAACCACAUUCGCCGUAGGGCAGAAUGCCACUGUUCACGGAGAUCCUCUUCAAAAAUCUAAACUCCAGAUUGGUUCCGCCGUAGAGAAAACUCCUGCUCCAUUUGGUCAGCAGAACGGCACAUUUGAUUAUAAGCUUCCCUCACAACUAAACGGCACAAUAACUUUGGCAGAAAUUAGCUCGAAUGACAAUCAUCAAAGUAGCCUGGGCGGCUCCUCCACUUCCAAAGCAGGGAAUUUAAAAAUUCCCCUUAAAGAUGGCUGUUCUGAAAACAACUCAUCAAAAGUCCAAACAAAUGAAGCUGUAGAACCAGAAACCAAGAAGGAUGGAAGCCCAAAUAUGACAUUUGAAGCCUCAGAACCAGAAACCAAGAAGGAUGGAAGCCCAAACAUGACAUUUGAAGCCUCAGAACCAGAAACCAAGAAGGAUGGAAGGCCAAACAUGACAUUUGAAGCUGCAGAACUAGAAACCAAGAAGGAUGGAAGCCCAAACAUGACAUUUGAAGCUGCAGAACUAGAAACCAAGAAGGAUGGAAGCCCAAACAUGACAUUUGAAGCUGCAGAACCAGAAACCAAGAAGGAUGGAAGCCCAAACAUAACAUUUGAAGCCCCUCUACCGCCAGCCAAUGCAUCCAUAUAUCUUUCACAAUCAGCUCUUUCCGAUUUUGAUGAGAGUUUGUAUCCUCAGUGCUUGGCGUCUUCUACACCAAUGGUGAGCAUUAAAAUGUUCGGCUUUGAGAAAAAGAGAGAGCCAGGCCAGAUCCUAGCAGCGCAGAAAAAACUUUAUGGGAAAACACCUACUGAAUCGUCAAACACCAUCAAACCGUCAAACAUCAUUGGUGAUCGUAAAACAUUCUUCAAGAAACCCACAGCUAAAAACCCUUCCUCCAAAAUUUCCUCUGAGUUGUUGAGACGUAAUCCACCAGCGGCGGCAACAGGCCUGCUGGUAAAACGACAGAGACCAGACGGCGAGGCUGCGAAAAGUUCUGCUGCUCCAAAGGACCAGGAGAAAAACUCAAGUUUGUACAACCUGCGAUCUUUAGCCUCCAAGCUGCCGCCGUCCUCUGGCUUGCAGAGACCUCAGGUGAGCGGCAUUCCCGUCGGCUUACAGAGGGCGACCCUGAGUCUGCGAGCAGCUUCCUGCCCAAGCACAGAAAAACCAAGUGGACCUGCAGGUUUGUUCACACCUGGUCAGGCUGCACGCUCCGCUUUGCUUAAAACCCAAACAAAAAUACGCAGCACUCUGAUGGCAGCCGCUAACUCCCUCACUAAGAUGGCACCAGGAAAGAGGCAUCCUUUGGCUAAAGGAGACGUUUUUCCUGUGUCAAAGAGGAAGAAAACGGAUACCAACACAACUGAAGCUCCUGUAGCCGUCGGCGACGCCACGAGCGGGGUAAAGAUGGGAAAACAGCCCACAGCCGGCCACAGAUCUGCUGCCCCUGAUAAAUCCUCCAGAACUGAUGCUGCAUCUGCAAAAACUGCAGCAUCACAUGAUGUCACCAGUAGGGGGAGGGGCUUAAAGCCGCCGGCAGCCAAUCCCAGAGCUAACCAUGUUAAACCACAAAGCCAGGGUUGUACCAAAUGUGAACAUCUGUCGCAAGAAAUAGAAAGGUUAAAAGAAGUGCUUCGCAAGCAUAAAAUACCACUGAACGGCUGAAGAUUUCCAUAAUUUUAAAAAAAUAACGAAAGUUUUUCAACUUCUUGUUGCUUUUGAUUAAAUGUGAAUUUAUAAAAUAAACAAGAAUAAAUUUCUAUGAUUAA
Molecule: messenger RNA, 3606 nt
Organism: Poeciliopsis prolifica (blackstripe livebearer)
Lineage: Eukaryota; Metazoa; Chordata; Actinopteri; Cyprinodontiformes; Poeciliidae
Exons: 9
Coding region: 293-3502 (1069 amino acids)
Source: RefSeq, a predicted model, not a curated record